GUCUAGUCUAUCUAAUUUUUUCGAUUCCUUUCGUUUUUUCAAAUUUUUUCCAGUUUUAUUAGUUCUUAGUUUCUUCAAACUUCUCCCAACCAUCAAACUCUUUCUCAUUCUCGCGAAGCUGGGGGUACCGGAUUCGACCAGGCUUUAUCUUAUUUCUGGACAGAGCUGAAAGAUGGUCGGCGCUUCGCCGGAGACGGAACCACAUCAAGGCAGCGCAACAAGCAUAACGGACCUGGACGCCGACACGUUGGCUAAUUGCGCCAGCUUCCUUUGCCUCGAAGACGUUGUGAGCAUGGCAAUGUCCAGUAAACAACUCCAAGCAGCAGCUUAUUCAGACCAUACAUGGAAUUCAUUAUUCAGAAAGAGGUGGCCCUUACUCGUCCCUUCCGGAUUUCCUCACCAAUUGGGCGCAAGAGAGGCUUAUUUAAGCCGUCUUGCAUAUUCGCAUCAGUUAGUGUUCAGAAACCCUAGCAGCGCAGCAUUAAUGACUGAGACGACACCGCAUGAUAUUUUACUGAUGGACGAGAAUGAUAUAGUUUUGUCGAAGGGCUCUGUGGUUAGAUUUUACAGGAAUUGUCAUCUUUAUGAAGAAACUAAACUCAGUGGUCACGAGGCUAGAAUUUCAUGUAUGAGAUUUUUUCCUAUCGAUGAAACACCUUUUCUGCUAAGCAAGGAUCAAGGGAAUGAUAGCUUUUUGGUAACCGCAAGCCUUGAUCAUUCAAUUCGGAUAUGGCAUCAGGAUCGUUGCUUACACAGUUUGAGAGGUCAUAAUGGUCCGGUUUCUACACUCUCUGAUCGAUUACUGGGUAGUUCCCCUGGAAAAUUGAUUGCCAGUGGGGGUGAAGAUGGUACGGUUCGACUAUGGUCUGUUGAACCUGGCGGAAAGCAUGGCCAGAGUGCUUUGAAAGCAACACUACAUGGUCAUGACAAGUCCGUUGUUCUUUUGUCCGUGGCCAGGCACAUAACAUCCCUUCUAGUGAGCAUCUCUGAGAACUCCAAGGUGAUGGUUUGGGAUGCUACUACGUCAUCAUCUCAACUUAAAUCUUCUUCUUUGGUUGGGAAGGCUACUGUCCCUGGUACUCCUGUGGGCAUGAAAUGCCACGAAUCACUGGUCUACGUUGCUGCAGGGUCGUCUGUGGUUGGAAUUGAUUUAAGAACCAUGCAUAAUGUAUUAACAUUAAAGCUUGACGAAGACGUACAUUCUUUUCAAAUGUUGCCUCACAAUUCCUUCAUCUGCACAGGCCUAACUUCCAGGGCAAUGCUUUGGGAUGUCAGGAAAUCCAGUGACCUGCAGGAAAUGGCCGAAAAUGUAGCCGAGAUGAAGGGACCCGCGGGCAAAAUUACUCUCUUACAUAUGGACUCAUACAAAAUAGUGACAGGUGGGUAUGAAGAGGGGUGUGUGAACGUGUGGGAGACGGGAACGGGCAAACAAACGAAUUCCCUGAAUGGUUGUUGCCAUUGUCUUUCCAUGGCUGCUCAUGACAGUCGGAUCGCUAUGACCUCUGGCGAUUGUGAUUAUGGAGAUCCAAGUCAGUUGCGCGUCAUGCACUUUCGUAAUGCCCGUUCUCGUUGUCUCUCGUUUGAGGCCACUCCUUCCUCUGAAUGAAGAAGAACCAACCCGAUGGCGAACGAGUUCCCUGAGUUAUUUUUGCCAUUGUUUUAGUAUGGUCUAGUUAAUACAGAGUACUUUUUACAGAAGCAGUUUAUACUCCUCUCAGCCCCCUAAAAAGAAGCUUUUGGUACGAGUUACGAUGUUUGGCUGAAAUAAUUUUCCAAUUUAGUUUUUUUGAAACUUCGUGUAGACUUAAGUUGUAGUUUCGUUUGUAAAUAAACUGUGCUAGUAGAA
Molecule: messenger RNA, 1846 nt
Organism: Cuscuta campestris
Lineage: Eukaryota; Viridiplantae; Streptophyta; Magnoliopsida; Solanales; Convolvulaceae
Source: the annotation of a GenBank genome assembly